AUGAAUGUUUUAAUAUUUAUUUUCAAAGAGAAAGACCUGACCAAGGCAAUGUUUACCCAAUUGCUCCUCGUUCUUGGAUUGACGGCUGUAUACUGCUACGACGCCGGAGAUGGAAUAUUGUGGAAAUCGGACGGUUUUCAUUCUCGUGCAAUACGAAGUGUCAGGCAAUGGAUGCCAAAUAACGAUCAUCAGAUGGCGAUGAUGCAGAGGAUGAACAAUGCCCGUACACUAUCCUGGCAACCGGGAGCGUUCCAUGGAAACGGUCACGUGCAACGCAUGCAGAAUCGACCAUACUGGAUUUCGCGGGUUUAUCCCGUCCCUUUUAAUGCACAGGCAAUGCGGAUGAGCAGCGGAAGAGCACCUUUUCAGUGGAGGCCAAACAUACCUAAUGGUAGAUUCCAAUUCCAAAUGAUGUCUCCUUGGAGUGCAGGACAACGAUUACCUACCAUGAAUACGCCUUGGCAACCCGUACAGCCGUCACAGAAUCAAAUGUUUUGGAAUCCGCCCAGUAUGCAAAGAUUUCCUAUGAUGAUGACCUUGUCUGAAGUUUCUGCAUACUUCCGUUAUGGAAGGUAUAAAUAUACAUGUUUGGAUCUCCAAAGGCACCAUUCCCCUGAGUACAUCGACGCCAAGCUGUCUCAACUGUUUCAGCAUAUCAGAAUGAAUACCUACAUCUGUUUAGCAUCCUGUCUCAUCGUUGCUGUUAGCACAGCAGGUACAUAUGGAGGUGGUUCCGGAAGUAUGGGAGGAGGCAUGGGAGGAGGUCCCUCAGGUGGAAUGGGAGGUAUGAACGGAGGAGGAUUCGGAGGCACGAGUGGAAAAGGUGGAAUGGGAAGCAGUAUGGGAGGAGGUCCAUUUGGUGGAAUGGGCGGCGGACCCUUCGGGGGAAUGGGAGGUGGUCCCUUCGGAGGAAUGGGAAGUGGCAUGGGAGGCGGAAAAGGAGGCAUGGGAGGUGGUAUGGGAGGUGGUCCCUUCGGAGGAAUGGGUGGUGGAAACGGAGGAAUGGGUGGAGGAAACGGAGGAAUGGGAGGCGGUCCCUUUGGCGGAAUGGGAGGAGGAAAAGGAGGAAUGGGAAGUGGCAUGGGAGGUGGACCCUUCGGAGGAAUGGGUGGAGGAAACGGAGGAAUGGGUGGCGGUUCCUUCGGCGGAAUGGGAGGCGGAAAAGGAGGAAUGGGAAGUGGAAUGGGAGGCGGACCCUUCGGUGGAAUGGGAGGAGGAAACGGAGGAAUGGGAGGUGGAAUGGGAGGUGGACCCUUCGGUGGAAUGGGAGGAGGAAACGGAGGAAUGGGAGGUGGAAUGGGAGGCGGACCAUCCGGCGGAAUGGGAGGUGGGAACGGAGGUAUGGGCGGUGGUAUGGGAGGCGGUCCCUUCAAUGGAAUGGGAGGAGGAAACGGAGGAAUGGGAGGUGGAAUGGGAGGCGGACCCUUCGGAGGAAUAGGAGGCGGAAAGGGAGGAAUGGGAGGUGGAAUUGGAGGUGGACCCUUCGGUGGCAUUGGAGGAGGAAACGGAGGAAUGGGAAGUGGAAUUGGAGGUGGACCCUUCGGUGGCAUUGGAGGAGGAAACGGAGGAAUGGGAGGUGGAAUGGGAGGCGGAAAAGGAGGCAUGGGUGGAGGAUAUUAA
Pecten maximus is the source of this 1620-nucleotide messenger RNA. RefSeq names its product glycine-rich cell wall structural protein-like. The record is from RefSeq and is a predicted model, not a curated record. The transcript has 7 exons. Lineage: Eukaryota; Metazoa; Mollusca; Bivalvia; Pectinida; Pectinidae. The coding region runs from base 1 to 1620 and encodes 539 amino acids.